GCAAUUGCGUAGAGUAUUAGGAUGAGACCAGUGGACAUUUCAUUCGACGGAGAAAUGGCGCAGACUUCGACUUCGAGUUUAGUCGAACAGGAGGCGAAGAAAUUAAUCCAGAAGUUGACAAGCUUCAAAGAUUCUAAUGAUGAGAACUUCCGUCGGUCCUUACAGUUUGCUCUGUCAAACUUCAAGUUCCACCGAUAUCUGGAUGUUGACAGUCACAAGAUUACCAGAAAGCUCCAAGGCCUCUUUCAGAAAUUUGAGAUCCAUUCCCAGCUAGAGAAAGCAGUGUCCCUGCGGAAGUUGACCGACAAGUUCCUGCAGCUCCCCCUGUCACCAAAAAGCCGAGAUGCAAAGACGGAUUUGCACUAUUCUGUGUUAUCAGUCCUGUUGAAUCUAUCAGACAGUCCAGUAAAUGCGACAUAUACCGAGACACAGCAUGUGCCCAAACAAAGAGAGGAAGACAAGUUUGACUGGGGUGCAUUCCUUCAAGAAGGACUGGCCCCUAUCCCUAGCUUCCAAGAUUCCUCAUCUGAUGAAUGGUCAGAAGAGGAAGUCCUGGAUGACUCUGCAAUUCAAGCUGACCAAUCAGAAACCAGUCCCGCGGCUCUGCAGCAUCCGAUUGGACACGCUGUCUCUGGGCACCCAAUCAGGAGCCAGGGUUUCGGAGAGGGACAUCGAGGGCGAAGCUGGCUUGCAAGGAAUGUCAUCGUGCAGUACUGGGAAGGGGACAGGGACAGCGCCCUCCAGGGUUUGCACAGUGCAGCCUCCUUGGCCAGCACAUGGCGAGCUUACGAGCAGCAGCGAGACCCCUUUGCCCCAGCAGGCGAGAGGUACACUUUGACAGAGACGCACAUCAUCCGGGAGACAAUCUGGGUGUUGAUGGGUGCAGAAACCUCCUUUGUUUAUCAACUCCACGACAGCAAGUUCACAUCCAGGCAAGACAUCCAGGUGUCACACCUCACCCCGAAAGCUCUGCAUGAGUUUACAUCAAAACUUGCAGAGACAUGCACAAAUGCCUGGACAUUGCAAUCAUUUGUGGACUCUAUCAGGGCAGCACCAAUGAGUUAUAUCAAAGCCAAAGAUGACCCGACAAGAGGACAGACUUUUGAGAGCUUUGCCGAGGCAUUGUCUGUAAUGUUGUGGGAGUUCCGCAAAGAGCUCACAGCUUGGGAGAGAGACAUUGCGAAACAAGAAACGAGCUUGACCUUGUCCAAGUUUGCCGCUGACCUGGAGCCAUGGGCGAAGAGACUGGCCCUGCUGGAACUGGUCUACCAAGCGGGGACGGCCCGGAACGAACCCGCAAGCUGCGCGCAGAGCACCUGGCUCCUACUGACAGCGCUCCAGGGGACCAUCGAGGCAGAAUACGAGCAAGGGACACACAGGGAAGAAAAUGUAUUGAUAUUACUACGGGUGUGGUUGGGGACGAUCCGACCCUACAUUCACUUCCUGGACAAUUGGCUGUCUGGGUACCCAUUGUGUGACCCAGCACAGGAGUUUGUCAUUCAAAGAAAUCCAGAAAUAACGGUCAAGUCCCCAGAUUUUUGGGAGAAGGCCUUCACCCUCCACCAUUUCACACCUCCAAGUAAACAUGGUACCACCCAGCUCCCCCAGUCAGGUGCACAGCCGUCUGGACCAGACCAAAGACAGAAGGAGGGGAGAGUCAGUGCAGGGCACUUGGAAAGGGUGGCAGUGCCCUCAUUUCUGCAGCCUGUCUUGAGGCAGAUUCUCCUGGCUGGCAAAUGCAUGGAGCUUCUGGAAAGUAUGGGACAACUGUCUCUGGUCUGGAGGAAAUAUCAUCCGGAGAAGAGUACCGUUUAUGACGACUUCUCUGAGUCUGUCAAGAAACUUCUCUGCCCCCGUUCGUCAGACCUGGCUGGUGAGAAGACUGACACAUCACAUCCCCAGCCAAGCAGGAAUACAUCAUCGGCUAUUGUCUCCUUGACAGAGCUUCAGAACCUUGGCAUCCGAGACCCCCUGAUGGCGCACAACUUCCGAGACCUGUUCACUGAGCUGGAGUACUUCAGCACGGAGCCUUGCGCCGACAAUGAAAGUUGGUCUUCGCUGCCAGAUUUCAGUUCCGCUCUCACAAGCCACAUGAAGCCCCUAACACUGAUACUACACAGAUGUCUGUAUCCACUUCUGAUGGCCAAGUGCCAAACCAUCUGCAAGGAGCUGGUGGUAGCCUUGAAGAAAGACUACCACCUGACGGAAACAUUUGCCUCCAUGAGGAGAUAUUACCUGUGCGAGGCGGGUGACACCAUGUUUGACUUCCUGUCAGACCUGUUUGACAAGCUGAGAUUGUGUCAACACAAGAGCCAAUGGCAGGACACGCUGUACCUCAACUACCAGCUGCAGACUGCUGUCGCUGCCGGGUAUCCAAGCGAUGCAGAUAGAUUGACAGUGAGCUUUGAACCAGUAAAUGUGCCUUCUACUGUCUCUAUCCAGCCAAUCCAUGCAUUGGAUGGCCUAACACUUCACUACAAGGUUCCCUGGCCACUAGACAUCAUCAUCAAUGCCAAGACCAUCACAGCCUACAAUCAGGUCUUUCGGUUUCUACUCCAGGUGAAGCGGGCAAAAUACUGUCUGGAGCAGCUCCGAUUUAGCUCCAUCAUUCGCUCUUCAUUCCCAGCAGCCACCACAACGGAUCCUAAGGACAAGCCAGAGGUCAGAGGUGACUCCACACCAUCUGCCCGACCUCAACCCCUCCACAAAGCACAGCUCCUACACCGUGUGUUCCUGCUGCGAUUUAAGCUGAUCCACUUUGUGAAUGCAGUCCAUAGCUAUCUUAUGUCAAGAAUUCUGCACAGCACCGGGUUGGAGUUCCAGGCGGACAUCGAAAGAGCCCCCGACCUAGAAGCCAUUGUGGAGCUCCACACUACCUACCUGGCCAAGGUUUCUGAACGCUGCCUACUGCACAAGAAGGUGGGCCUGGUGAGGGAGGCUGUACUCAAGGCACUGAACCUGGCCUUGGUGUUCCAGAGGCGAUGGGAUGCUGGACUUUCAGCUUUCAAUGCAGAGAGGAUCGACCAGAUGCUGAGCGAGUUCAACAAGUGUAGCGUGUUCCUCUUGACAAUGCUGGACAACAUCAACAAGCGGGGAGCAUUUCCUCACUUGGAAGCCCUUGCCUUGUCCCUCACCCAAUCGCACGAGGAGUCAUCCAGCACAGGAUUGGAAGAGGCACAACAAACCUCUUGACCCAACAAGGUGGAAUGCCACAGCACACAGCCUGUCCGCCUGAAUGUCUAUAUCGGUAGCUGUUUAAAAGUUCCUGGUGCAUGUCAGGCUUGUAAAAUUCCAUUGACAUCACAAGGGGCAUGUGAAACAGUCUUUAUUUUUCCUGUCACCAGUCUCAAUAAUAAAUGCAAAAUAAUCCAACCUUUACUUAUUAAGAGUUGAACAUCAAUCCAGAACCAUUUUGUUGCUUUUGGUUUUACCUAUUUCAGUCUCAGUACAUCACGUAAUGCCUAAUUUCUCCAAAGUUUGGUUCUGACAAGUUGUCCUACAUUUUUGGAUAUUUUAGCCAAAUUGAAGCUCUAUGUAAAAUUCAUAUUUGCAUGUAAACUGGUUGUGUCCAAGUAUGUAUAUAUUUUGUAUGUUUGAAAAAGAAUUUAAAUAAACGACACAAAUUUGUAACUGGAUAUUUUUUUAUUUUCUAUUAAUUUUCCUUUUCCACUUAACAUCAACAACCUGAUAAUCUUUUCAACAUAAAAAAAUAAGAUUUUUAGAGCUUUGAUGGUGUUAAAAAUAGUGAAAUUAAUAUCUGAGUGGAGUCACUUACAUAAUAAAGGAAAUUUAUAAUGGCA
Acanthaster planci (crown-of-thorns starfish) is the source of this 3800-nucleotide messenger RNA. It is a transcript of the gene tubgcp5, whose product is annotated as tubulin gamma complex associated protein 5. The record is from RefSeq and is a predicted model, not a curated record. Gene Ontology annotation, biological process: meiotic cell cycle; mitotic cell cycle; spindle assembly. Gene Ontology annotation, cellular component: microtubule organizing center; gamma-tubulin complex; spindle pole. Gene Ontology annotation, molecular function: microtubule minus-end binding; gamma-tubulin binding. NCBI's taxonomy places the organism in Eukaryota, Metazoa, Echinodermata, Asteroidea, Valvatida, Acanthasteridae.